AUGAGCGAUAAAUCAAAAUCACCUCCAACAAAGAAAUUAACCAAAAAUAAAAUGAAGAAGCAAUUUUCCAAUGAGAAAUUCUCAACUAAAAACUACCAACCAUCAAGAUUUGUCGUAGCCGAGAGAUUAUAACCAAUAACGUACAUGAAUUAGUUUCAUUAUUGAUAUAGAUACAAAGCAUAAGAAAUUCUUAGUGAGUUUCAAACUAAAAUUGAAGAUGCUUUCUUUUCUUAACCAAAUUAAUUGAAAAGUGUGUAGCCUAGUUAAUAGAGAGUGUUAUAAGUAUUACUCAUAGAGAGUUAUUAAUUAGCCAAAAGAAUAUAAAAAGAAACCGCUCAGAAGAUAAGAGAACGAUAUGCAAAUGUAUAAAGACAUCUUUGUGCAACCCAAAGCGGAUGCAUUGCAAGAGCUAAAGGAAAAAGAGAAAGAUUUUGAAGCACUCUUCCAUAAAGGGCAAGCAAAACAAUAUGACAAAAUACUUAAUAUUAAGGAGGAUGAGGAUAAACCAGUCAAGAAUUUAUUGGGCUCAUUAUUAAAUGAAUAACUAAUGAAGUCUACAGCCCCCAUUGACAAUAUUGAUUUAAAAAAAGAAAUUGACAAAGUAGCGUAAAUGGAUUUACCUGUUCAACCGGAAACUAACUUUUAGUUCUUUGAUCAAUAGAUUUCUGUCCAACCACCAGAUCUACCAAAUGCUAGCAUUGCAUCUCCAUUGACACCUGGAAAUGGUUAUGCUCCAUCAAUACCCUACACUCAUAAUGUGAAAGAAAACAACAGAACUAGUAUCAAGGAUUUACUUGUAAGAGCCAAGGCUGGUAUGUAAGCAGGUGAUAUAUAAAAGGAAGCUCAUUUAUCAUUUUAUUUAGGAAUGGUUUAUGAGAGUAGCAAAAAUCAUAAUGAAGCUGUGAGAUUCUAUAAGAAAUUUGUGGCUUGUGCCAAAUUGAUGGAAGAUAAAAUAGGAAUGGCAUUGGGAACUAACAGAGUUGCCUUUAAUUAUUACAAUGCUGGUAAUUUCACUAAAUCAAUUGAAUUUCAUAAACAAAAUCUACAAUAUUCUGAUCAGGAGAACAUGUUUACAGGGUUUUACAAUUUGGGUUUAGCUCAUAGAAGACUUAAGAAUUAUGAGGAAUCCAUUGAUUAUUUUUCUAAUGCUUUAGAAUGGGCUCAGAAAAGGGAUGAAGCAGAAUCCUCAUGUAUUUCCUAUGGCUAGUUGGGUAUAGUGUUUUUGGAAGUUAAACAAUAUGAUUAAGCAUUUGAAAAUUUUUAAGUAAUAAUUAUAUACAAUUUGAUAGAAUUGUUAUGAAUUGGCCAGGAGAUUGAAAAAUCAUAAAUUACAAUUAGAGUGCUUAUUAAAUCUAAUUAAAAUAUCAGGAUAUCUUUAAACCUCAACGGAAGUGCAAACAUAAAUUUUAAAAAAUGCCAUCUUAGUAAUUUUAGCUUUUAUUAUUUAAGUGUGCGAACCAUUUAAAUGAAAAAUCUAUAGCCACACUCUGUUUAUGCAACUUAGGUGUUCUUGAAUCAAAACCUCCCUUACCAAAUUAACAAUACGACGAUUUAGAAUAUGAAUAAUUUUGA
Molecule: messenger RNA, 1572 nt
Organism: Paramecium octaurelia
Lineage: Eukaryota; Ciliophora; Oligohymenophorea; Peniculida; Parameciidae
Source: the annotation of a GenBank genome assembly